UUUUAUAGAAAUAGCCUCUUUUCGUUUUCUCAAUCCGUUCGUUCUUCCGCAUCUGGCAAGUUCUUUAAUAUUCCAGGUUUAUCUUGUUAUGGGUCCCUUGAACGAUAACGAAAAGAAAGCCUUAGUCAGGAUAAUUUUGAAAGACAACGAUAAAAAUGAAGAUUUAGAGAUGGGUUUUGCUGCUAAAUUGAAAGAAACUAAAGAUGAUUCAGCACCAGUUUUGUUAACAUGUUCUGGCGUCUUUCCACAAGACACRAAACAACAUGAAGAAGAUAAUUUUUUUGUUGAUGAAUAUCUUCCUAAAUCUAAGUCAUCCYUCUUUCCUAAGUCCAAGAAAAAGAACCAACUUAAAAAAGUGACCCUGAUUAAGCAUCAUGAAACUAUGGAUAUUAGCARUGCAUUGUAUGAAGGAGGUAACUCGGACCGUAGUUUCCUAUGCUAUACAUCCCUUUCAGAAGAAGAGAAAAAGAAAAUCAAGAAACUGUCUGCAUAUGUAUUUGAAGAUCAAGAGAUAAUAGAGCUGCAGUUUGUAAACCAAGGAGGAACAUACAUGCUGACUAAUAAAAGCAAGCAAGGCUUUGAUGAGGCGAGAGCGAAAGGUGCACCARUUAUUUAUCAAUCUGACCAAGGAGGGAAUAAAGUUGUUGGUGUUCUUGGCAGUAAUGAYAACUCUAAAGGAAAUCCAAUACUCAGUCCAAUUUUUUUAMAGGGAGGCAUGUUUAAAGUUCCAGAUGCAAGGCCAAGUGCAAGUGUCUGUGACAAUGCAACAGGGCCAGGUCCUAGUAGAAAUCAAGAUACAGAUGAAAGUGCAGCCAGAAGCAGUGGUGCAGAUACUGGUGAUWGUCAAAGCAACAAGCAACAGUCAGAUGAUCGAAGGGCACCAGGAAAUAGUGGUGAUGUAGUACAAGUUGGGCCCURCAGUCAAACAAACAAUGAAAACUCAGCUGACACAGAUGGUCAACUUCAACGAAUCAAUAAUUAUUAUGUGACUAUCAGUGGAAUAGCAAAAGUUGUUACAAUUGGAGACCGAAAUACAGUCGAAAUGAAUAUAGAAAAGAAUCGAAUUGUGAUUAAUGAGAAGGGAACAGAAGAUGCUGAAAAUAACGAUCAAAGUGCUGCAUUUGAUGAUGUUGGUGAUCGAACAGACGAUAGUCAUUGUUCUGUUCAAACUUCUGAAUAUGAUGAUGUCGGCGAUCAAACAGAMGAUAGUCGUCCUGAUGACGUAAUUAAGGGAGUCGUUGCUGAGAUUAAUGGACAAGAUAUAAAAACUGUUGAUUGCAAAUUAUUUGCUAAAGCGGUUGCCAAAUCUCUACACCUAGACAGUACAUCGGUCGAAACUCCAUCUCCGAUAAUUAUGAAGAAUUGUCAAAAUUUGUGUGUUGCUUUGAAAGAAGAAGGAAGACUCGACAUCGUUAAAGAAUUGAAAAUUACAUUACCAAAUGGAAUGACAGGGCCACUUCGACCAGAGCAAACAARGUUUCAAGAACUGCCUGUAAAGGACMGACAGAAGUUGACYGAAGCUAUGUCAGGAAACGACAAGCUAAUAGAGACAUUGGUUACAGAGUUAUUAGUUGAAUCAUCAUAUCAGAUUGCCUACUAUAGAAGAAUGGAAAAUCCUGCAGAGAAAAUACUUGCCAAAUUCUGCCAAAAAAGAAGAUUAUUACUUGGCGAGUUAUAUAACAUUCUUGUCAGAUAUGAUGCUGCUGCAUUGGCUGAUGAGUUUUUGUAAGCACCGUUUUAUACCUUAUACUUCUAAUAGAUACAGUUACAGAAACGCCCGUAGAAACAGGAAUGCAACUUUUGUAGAACAAGAAGACACGUUUCGGAAUUCACCUUUUCCCCCAUUCCCCAUAUUGCUUUGCUUUUUGGAGGGUAACCGUUAAAAAAACUGUUUAAAAUGAAACCUUCUUCAAUCAGAUGUGUUUCUUAUAUCUGCUUUUAUCAGUAAGAUACUGUUUACCAAUUCUCCACGUUCUGAACAGCAAGAACAUGUAUAGACUCACAAAGAAGUGCUAAUGAUUUACAUUACACUUAUUUAAUCUUUGUUUUGUUUUGUUUGUUUGUUUGUUUAUUUUUGUUUCAACAACGUCUUCAAUAACAACAACAAUAACGUCUUCAGCAUUUUGUGGGUUUUYCCCUCUGGUUACGCCCCAAAUCGCAAUGCAUUAUGGGGAAUUUAGCAUCUUACUGAAUAUGAACAAACACMAUGUGACUGCUUGUUCUGCUGCAAUAGAAUACAUCGACGAUACGGCGGCCAUCUUGCAAGGGGCAAAACAAAACAAAGAUGACGGAAAAGAUAUAAAGUUUCGUGUGUUUGUCUUCAUUUUAUGCCAGUGGGUAAAGGUGAUCGAUGUGUCGUCUUAAUUCAUCUUUAAUUGGAWUAUCUUAAGGUGAGCUGUUAAUAGCGAGCUUUAUUUGCACUCGAACGCCCGAUAAAGCCUUGAGAUCCAAGAUAGCCGCGGUAUCGUUGAAGUAGUCCAUUGACUUGAYRCUGUCUACGUUUGUAAAUUUAAUURGCCCUUCAAAGUCCGACAUUGGCAUCGAAGAGAAUGCGCUUGCUUCGUGUAAGUCCUAAUUUUCUGAUCGCUCUCUAUCAGCGUGUCUUUAUUAAUGUCGGAAUCUCGCAAUUUUUGGCAUAAAGUAUAUAGAGUGCCAUAGGAGCCRUGGGCUUUGCCCUCUACUCUUUACCUUUUACACACGUAAACUAAGUGGUUCCAAAACAAGUUCAUUGGUGCACAGAUGACACCAAGUUAUAACUGUCAUUCUGUCCUAAGUCAUCUGUAGACACUGAAUUCGCUGCGCAYGCUAUAAGUGACUGUAUAGCAGAUAUGAGGAACUAGAUAUCUGAUGAGCUUUUGCUUAGCUAGAAUUAAGUACCAGUUCUUCUUAAUCGGUACCAGACAACAGUUAGUUUAGAUAUAGAUAGUAUUUCAGUAGCCAUGUCUUCCCAGUGUCUGUCGUAAGAAACUUAUGUAGCUGGUSUAUGCACGUUAUCAAAGCACGUUAGUUAGUACUUGUUGUUGGUGAACCGCUGCCCGGCUAGCUCAGUUGGUAAGAGCGUCGGUCUGUUGUUCGAGAAGUUGUGGUUCAAGCCUCGGCCGGACCAACACUCAGGGUCUUAAAAUAACUGACGAGAAGGUGCUGCCUGAAUUGUAAUUACAUCUGCAAAUGGUUAGACCUUCAAGUCUUUUCGGAUAAAGACUUUAAACCGUAGGCCCUGUCUAGCUGGUCUACGCAUGUUAGUAAAGUCAAAGCACGUUAGUUAGUA
Messenger RNA from Actinia tenebrosa (Australian red waratah sea anemone), 3268 nucleotides. RefSeq lists its product as uncharacterized. The record is from RefSeq and is a predicted model, not a curated record. Lineage: Eukaryota; Metazoa; Cnidaria; Anthozoa; Actiniaria; Actiniidae.